Molecule: messenger RNA, 870 nt
Organism: Clonostachys rhizophaga
Lineage: Eukaryota; Fungi; Ascomycota; Sordariomycetes; Hypocreales; Bionectriaceae
Source: the annotation of a GenBank genome assembly
AUGAGCCCAGGAGCGGUCGAAAACAACGUCAAGAUGGAGAAUGCCGUCAAUGAAAAUAUUGGCACACCGACAGAUUCAGAUACCGAUGCCCCUAGCACCCAGUCUUUUGGUUUUUUGAACACACAGCCCGGCCCCUAUCACGACUGGCGCGUGACUCUAAAAGACAAAGUAAUUGCUAUUACUGGGGCAAAUAGAGGAAUUGGUCUAGGCAUCGCCGAGGUCUGCCUGGCUAACGAAGCCAUAUGCGUCUACAGCUUGGAUCUUUUUGAACCAGACGAGGACUUCAAGGCUGUUCAAGAGAAACAUCCCAAUCGUCUCGAAUACAUUCAGUGUGACGUGACAAACGAGAAGAGCAUUGAGUCAGCCAUUGAUGCAAUCAUCGCAGAACGCGGGAUAAUUCACGGUCUUGUAGCCAAUGCUGGUAUGACCAAGCAUCAGCCCGCCCUCAACUUCGACCGUGAACAGCUAGACAAGCUCUUCAAACUCAACGUCUUCGGGGCCUACUUUUGCGCCACUGCUGUCGCUCGUCGCUUCAUUGAGCGCGGAAUAAAGGGGUCCAUUGUAUUCACGGCCUCUAUGACCUCGUAUAAACCAAACCGAGCUGCACCCUCGGCGCCGUACGGCGCAACCAAGGCCGCGGUGCGAAACAUGACUCACACCCUGGCAAUGGAGUGGGCUAAACAUGGUAUCAGGGUCAAUUCGAUCUCUCCUGGCUUUGUGAAAACGGCCAUGACACAAUUUGUUGACCAGACGCCCGAUUGGAACCUCAAGAUGCAAUAUUAUGGCGGUAUGCCUCGCCUAGCCGACCCGAAGGAGCUUGGCGGUGCUUAUGUAUAUCUUCUUUCCGAUGUUGCAUCGUAUACUGAAUAG